Molecule: messenger RNA, 1714 nt
Organism: Paramuricea clavata
Lineage: Eukaryota; Metazoa; Cnidaria; Anthozoa; Malacalcyonacea; Plexauridae
Source: the annotation of a GenBank genome assembly
AUGUGUACAAAACCCUGUCCGUUGCUGGAGGCGAGAGAACGAUUGUUGAGUGUCUUAACCAAGGUUAUUGGAACGCUGUUUUCUCUUUGGGGAGCCUGGAAUCUUGAUAGUCCUAAUGAGUCAUUGCCAUCAAGUAUGGCUUUAUUGGGCACAGCUAAGGUGAGAAGGACUGAAUAUAUUUGAAAUUCUGCAUUAAUAUUGAUGUGCUCAGCACAAAUCUACUGUGGUAUUGGUGACACAGUGUAAGAGGUUCUUACAGUUUCUAGUUAUCGGUAAGAAGGAUAAACAUGAUAUUGUCUGAAUAUGAAAUUUAUCAAUAGUGCCCUCUCUUCCCCCUUAAAGUUGCACACAAGUCUCAUUAUCUGGUGUUUAAAAGACUGCCACAAGUCUCAUUAUCUAGUUUUUAACGUUCUAAGACUAAAGACAUUUUCCAGAGAUUUUGAUUCUUCUUGAUUUUCAGGCGUUGCGGCAAAACAUUCUUCAAUUACUGACGCCAAUAGACCUUUCCCCUUUUGAGUGAAAUUUUUAUCUAGACAAGUCUGGACAAAAGUUUCAUCACAGCUUGAAAGAGCAUCACAAAAUUAGUAAUAUUCCGAAGUUUCGUUGCGAAAUGUUGUAAAAUGCAGAUAAAAUAGCCUUGUGAAGUUUGCCGUUUUUCAGUCAUUUUGCAUUACAAUCUAAUUUUGUGAUGCUCUUUCAAUCUGUGAUGACGGAAAUUGUUGCCCAGGCAUAUCUAGAUCAAAAUUUCACUCAUAUAAGGGGAAAGAUCUAUUGCAAUGACUCAUACCACUGUCUUCCUGGCGUCUGUCGCUGAUGUUUGGAAUACCAAGAAACUAACUGAGAAAGAUUUCGAAACUAAAUCAUAUUUUUUUUCUCGCCGUCUCUGAUGAUCAGCUUCGAGUUAUAUCCUGGGUACUGAAUAUUAAAGUAAUACACACUUACUUUAUUUAUACGUGGAUAGCUCUAUCAGUUCUAAACUGUUCUUGCUAGAGGUCCAGUAAGGAUCAUCUCUUAUUGAUCCAGUGUUACUACAGGAGGAAACCUAAACUAAACUAACUUUGUUUAUACUAGAUAGCUCUAUCAGUUCUAAACUGUUCUUCCUAGAGACCGAGUAAGGAUAAUUUUUUAUUGACCCAGUGUUACUACAGGAGGAAACCUGAACUGAACUAAUUUUGUUUAUACUGGAUAGCUCUGUCAGUUAUAAACUGUUCGAAUUCUCCCUAGCGGCCCAGUAAGGAUCAUCUCUAAUUCUCUUAUAUUGAUCCAGUGUUACUACAGGAAGAAACCUGAACUAAACUAACUUUGUUUAUACUGGAUAGCUCGGUCAGUUCUAAACUGUUCUACCUAGCGGCCCAGUAAGGAUCAUCUCUUAUCGAUCCAGUGUUACUACAGGAGGAAACAUAAACUGAACCAACUAUUUAUACUGGAUAUCGAUAGUUCUAUCAGUUCUAAACUGUUCUUUCUAGAGAUCCAGUAAGGGUUAUCUCAUAUUUUUCUAGGGUUACCACAGAAGGAAACCUUAACUCUUUCUCUCUUUUUUCUCUUUAGCUUCUUCGUCUCUUUCUAGGCAUUAUCCUUGCAUGGAAGUAAUCGAGACAGUUCGACAGAUCCUUCAUCAAGAAUUAACCCGGUCCGCGACAAAGGUUUCGGAGCAAGUCUAAUACAAUUAUCUACAACGUCGACGAUCUCCUAUGAAUCACAUUACUCAAACUAA